GCUCAUUUUCCAACGGUCUAGCUCCUCUUAAAAUAAAGCAACAAUAACGGGGGGCUGUGGCGAGGGGCAGAGAGAAAAAUAGACAUGUUACAGUCCCAAUGUCAAAAGAGUUAGUUGCACACAUUUGUCCUGCGAGUGUCUGCGCGUGCUGUUCCAGCGGUGCUUUAAUCCUGUAUGUAAAUGACAGCCAAUAGAUGCUGUUGUUGAGUUGGGCUGGGAUUAGCGGAGGCGAAUGACUUUCAAUUUUACUGGAUUACAGAACAAAGAGAGGGGGAAAGGGGACACACUCCUCCGGUAAAGAAAACAGAAAGAAAACGGGCCAAACUGAUCAAAUAAAUCACCUCGGAUUGCAUUUCAACAGACUACGAACCAUUCGAGAUUAUGUCAUUUUACAAAAUCGCUGUCGGCUUUCUUUAGAUGGGAAUUCAGCUCUCACCGUUGGAUUAAACGGAGAAUAAACCUAUUCCGGGAUUGGCAGCAUAAGGCAAUUAAACACGGGGAAAUCGAAGAAUGGCACAGAUACGGAAGCUUGGCUGUGAUGGGAUGAGGACCAACUCUCGGCCAGAGCUCAAAGUUCCCCAAGUGUCAACCAGACAAGAAAUCCUCACCAGCCUAGUGUCUGCCCUGGACUCUGUGUGCUCUGCCAUGUCUAAGCUCAAUGCUGAGGUGGCCUGUGUCACUGUGCAUGAAGACAGCGUGAUCGCUGUGGGAACAGAGAAGGGGAGAAUCUUCCUAAACUCCAGAAAGGAAAUACAGACAGACUUUCACAAGUUCUGCAAAGUGUCCUGUCUGCAAGCAUUGACCGCCAUGAACUCCCACGCCAAAGCUCCUGAUGUGGACUGCAGCAGGACUAGCAAAGACUGUGGGCAGCAGAGCAGACAGAGAGCCUUACCAGACACUCAUUCCAACAUCUUCGUCCUGAGGAAGAUGGUGGAGGAGGUGUUCAGCGUGCUUUAUAGUGAGGCUGUUGGGAAGAGCAGCCUGGUCCCAGUGCCUUAUGACUGGAUUCUCAAGGAGCCCAGCUCAGUGGUUGUUUACGGCCUGCCUGAUGGUGUAACUCUGAGAAAGCCUUCAGAAUACGACACCAAGACCUUAAUGAAGAUCUUAGAGCAGAGCAACCGCAUCCGCUUCAUAGUCAAAAGAACACCAGAGGAACCCUCUCGGGAUGCCAAAUCCUGUCCGGAAGUCAACCAUCACUCUUCAGCCUCAAAGAGCGUAAGCAACCACGCCUCUGUCAAACCCUCCACGCAGGAAGCGUCUGCUAGCAACUCCAUGCUCUCCAGCUUCCUGUACGGCAUGCCCAUGUCCUCCCAGCCUCACCCAGACAGCAAGCUGGACCUGAAGCCCACAUCACUGCACAGCAUAGGUAAAGAGCGGCUGGGCAUGUGGCCGUCCGCUGACGAGAAAGCGGUUCAGGCCAAGGAAUGUGCUGACAAUGGCGAGCGAGUAGGGCUGGCAGCGGAUCUUACUCAGAGUCCUCCCAGCAUCCAUGUCUCCAAGCGCCUUCUGUUCUCUAUAGUGCAUGAAAAAUCAGAAAAAUGGGAUUCGUUCAUCAGGGAGACUGAGGAUAUCAACACCCUUCGAGAAUGUGUUCAGAUCCUCUUCAACAGUAGAUAUGCUGAAGCGCUAGGCCUGGAUCACAUGGUUCCUGUGCCAUACCGGAAAAUCGCCUGUGAUCCCGAGGCGGUAGAGAUCAUUGGAAUUCCAGACAAGAUUCCCUUCAAGAGACCCUGCACUUACGGUGUGCCUAAACUCAAACGGAUCCUGGAAGAAAGGCAUGCUGUCCGCUUUGUUGUCAGAAGAAUGUUUGAUGAACGAAUUUUUACUGCUGCUGGUAAAGUAGCCAAGGAAGAGGGCAAACAGGAUGGUGCCGCCCCUGAGGACGGAUUCCCAGAUGGCCUCAGGGUCCCAAGCUCUUCUCUAGAGCUGGUCAGCAACACUCACAGUAGCAGAUCAACAAGCUCCUGUGUCAGUCCUUUGGCUGAGUGUGAAGCAGGGCCAUCUGGGGACUGUCUGCCUUUGAAAAAGAUCAAAACGGAGCCCCCAGAUGGUGAAAUUAUCCAGGUGACAGUGCCAGAGUCCAAUACUUGUACAGAAGAGCUAAGUGAGCCUCAGGCCGAGCGGGUGACCCCUGACCUCUGUCGUCCCAAGGAGCCUGUAGCAGAAGAUUUAACGCCGAAGUCUACAACACAAGGGCUCAAGAGAGCUGUUGAAGAAGACAUCGGAGAGAUGAUCCUUCAGCUGCGGAAUCAAGUCGAGAGCUUGUUCAGCUCCAAGUACAGUGAGGCUCUUGGUCUGCCUGAACCGUCUAAAGUGCCGUAUUCCAAGUUCCAGAUGUAUCCAGAUGACCUGUAUGUCACAGGGCUGCCAGAAGGGAUGACUUUUCGAAGACCGAACUGUUUUGGAGCAGCCAAACUUCAGAAGAUUCUUGCCGCCAGUAGUCAGAUUACAUUUGUCAUAAACAGGCCAGAAUUGUUGACAGAACAGGUCAAACAUGAAGGUGUCUCUAAAACAACCUCCGAUUCAGCAGAGACUGACUCCAAAGACCAAUCAGAUGACCCGGGACCUGCCUCUAAAAGACCAGGAUUCUCAGACAGUCUAGAGGCCAAGCUCUCCCGUAUCGACUUGGCGAAUACUCUGCGAGAGCAGGUCCAAGACCUGUUCAACAGGAAAUACGGCGAGGCACUGGGCAUUAAGUAUCCUGUGCAAGUGCCUUACAAGAGGAUCAAGAGUAACCCCGGCUCAGUGAUUAUCGAGGGCUUGCCCCCUGGCAUCCCCUUCAGAAAACCCUGUACCUUCGGCUCACAGAAUCUAGAGAGGAUAUUAGCGGUGGCCGACAAGAUCUCUUUCAGCAUUACAAGACCUUUCCAAGGGCUUAUUCCCAAGCCAGCACCACGGCGAAUAACAAUAUUGAAGAAAGGUUUCACCCCAAUAAGUGAAGAAGAUGAGGUCAACCGGAUGGGAGAGAAAGUGAUAUUAAGGGAACAAGUCAAAGAGCUCUUCAAUAAAAAAUAUGGUGAAGCUUUGGGUCUGGACCGCUCAGUCAUUGUUCCAUACAAAUUAAUCCGUGCCAAUCCAGGCUCACUGGAAGUGUGUGGACUUCCCGAUGAUAUUCCCUUCAGGAAUCCUAAUACUUAUGACAUAGUUCGGUUGGAAAAAAUCCUGCAAGCCCAAGAUGAAAUUAUCAUCAACAUCAAAACCCCUCUACAGCCUUUUACAGAGUUGUGUUCUCAAUCUUGUAAUAAAGAAGGUAAAGAAGUGUCUACAAAUCGACGCAAACGUAAACGAGUACUUGACAACAGUCAAGCAUCCAUGCCUUCUGGAGCAGACUCAACACUAUCAACCAAUCAGAUUCCUGUCAUGCAGUGGCCCAUGUACAUGGUGGACUAUAGCGGAGUGAAUGUUCAAGUUCCUGGAAAAGUCAAAUACUAAUGAACUUUCUGAUUCCGUACGAAAAACUUUUACCAUUAAGGGACCUUUUUUUUUAAAAACAAACCUGACGUUUCUGAAUGCUAAAUUCAGCUUUCUUCAGAGCUGUGGCAGAUCCUGUGGCUCGCACAUGGAGUGUGUUCUGGCAGGUAUUAGAGAGUGUGAACUGUAGGAGCAGUUGUUUCUGAAUGAAGUGAUAAUGAUGAAAAAACACGGCAGUAAAUCAAUCUGCUAGUGCUUUAUUUCUUCGAGGAAUAGUACUCAACUUCAUGUCAGUCCAAAAACAAAUGCUUUAAAUUUUUUUGUGGAACACGAAAAUAGAAAUCAUGUAAAAGAAGAUUUGUUCUGUGUGAUGAUUUGUCAGAAACUGACUUUUAAAGGAAUAGUUCAUCCGAAAAAGUCAAUCUGUUGAACAUGUACACACCUUCACGCCACCCAAGAUGUAGAUGGGUUUAUUUCUUCAUCAAAACAGAUUUGGAGAAAUUUAGCAUUCGAUCACUUGCUCACUACUGGAUUCUCUGCAGUGAAUGGGUGCCGUCAGAAUGAGAGUCCAAUUAGCUGAUAGAACAAAACAUUAAUCCACCUAACUCAAGUCCAGUGAAAAGCUGUGUUUGUCAGAAACCAAAGAUGUUUAUUACCUAAAACUUUUCCUGGAAGCAAUGGUUUGAAAUUAAAAACAUCUUGAUUCAAUUAUUACAAAACGUUAUUUGAUUGGACUGGAGUUUAGUGGAUCACUAAACUGUGACGUUUUUAAUCAACUCUUUGGACUCUCAUUCUGGCGGCACCCAUUCACUGCAGAGGAUCCAUUGGUUAGCAGCUGAAGUAAAGCUAAAUUUCUCCAAAUCUGUUCAGAUGAAGAAACAGAUUUAAGUGUUCCACUAAAAAAUGAACAAAAUGCAAGUUUGGUGCAACAUGAGGGUGAGUGAAUAGAAAAGUAAAAGGAUAGGAUGGAAUUUGUGCAUUUCACCCAUCCAAGUACACACACCACAAGUACACACACACACACACACACACACACACACACACACACCUUCCUUUAGGAGGUUGUUUGUAAAAGGAGUAGCCUUUUAUUUGCAUAUCAGAUGAACUAUAUUGCUUUGCCACCAGGAUUUGUAAUAGCAGAUCCUGGACACAAUCAUGGUUAAAUAACCAUCUCAUAAAGAAUAGUAAGAAUGGGAUUUGGGAUUUGUCUUUACCCCCAGAUACGUCUAAUCACUGUUGGUAUACACAGCCUUGUUUGGUGCCGAGAGCUCGUACAGUAUGUGCAUAAUAGAUCGACUCCUGUAGUUAUCUGGAUCUCAUGCCUUGCAAAUGUUUGUAUUAUUAUUUAUUUAUUUAUUGAAAUAAAAAACUUGUAUAUGCAGGGAAUGUAAUCUACCACAUUCAGUAUAGAGCAUAAAGUACUGAAUGACUAAUGAUGAUAUAAACAGCUAGCUACUGUAUGUAUUCAGAAAGAAACAUCUGCUUCAGGUUUCGGUAUGGAAAAGCCCUAACAAGAUAGCACUAACUCAUAUUCAACUGAGAGACUUUUUGUAUUCUUUUAGCUUUGUAAGUUACUGUUGAGUUCGUUAAAGUGAGGUAUUUCCCGGAGAAAACAUCAUGAAUGUAUUGUUUGUAAAGGAAAGAAUGCUAUAAUGUUAUUAUGUAAUGACUGUCUCUGGAAUCGCCAGUAUUUAUAUGCUGUACCUUAAUGCCAUUUAGGCCUUUCGAAUAAAAUGUGUUGCCUUGC
Messenger RNA from Carassius auratus (goldfish), 5158 nucleotides. RefSeq names its product general transcription factor II-I repeat domain-containing protein 1-like. The record is from RefSeq and is a predicted model, not a curated record. NCBI's taxonomy places the organism in Eukaryota, Metazoa, Chordata, Actinopteri, Cypriniformes, Cyprinidae. Gene Ontology annotation, molecular function: DNA-binding transcription factor activity. The coding region runs from base 511 to 3432 and encodes 973 amino acids. Gene Ontology annotation, cellular component: nucleus. The transcript has 27 exons.